AUGAGGCUUCAUCUUUAAAUAAUCAUAUUCCUAACGAAAUAUCAAAUGAAGUUUUAACUUCAAAUGAUAUCCUUAACAAAACAUCAAAUAAAGUUUCAACUUCAAAUAAUCCUAUCCCUAACGAAUCAUUUAAUGAAGCUUCAACUUCAAAUAUUCAUAUCCCUAACGAACCAUCUAAUGAAGCUUCAGCUUCAAAUAGUCAUAUUCCUAACGAAACAGUUAAUGAAGCUUCAGCUUCAAAUAAUGAAGCUUCAACUUCAAAUAAUCAUGAAAAUAAUAGACUUGUAAAUAAGAGAAAAGAAGCACUUGAAUCAAAGACCUUAGAACAAGCAACUCACUACUUACAGACUCUAAUUAUCUGA
Messenger RNA from Dentiscutata heterogama, 362 nucleotides. The record is from the annotation of a GenBank genome assembly. NCBI's taxonomy places the organism in Eukaryota, Fungi, Glomeromycota, Glomeromycetes, Diversisporales, Gigasporaceae.